Messenger RNA from Labrus bergylta (ballan wrasse), 2405 nucleotides. RefSeq names its product kelch domain-containing protein 8B. The record is from RefSeq and is a predicted model, not a curated record. Gene Ontology annotation, molecular function: protein binding. NCBI's taxonomy places the organism in Eukaryota, Metazoa, Chordata, Actinopteri, Labriformes, Labridae.
UUUUUUUUCUUCUUGUUUCUUUCCCCUUGUGGAUUCAGGGGCUUCAGGUGGUCACUCACACAGACAGAAACAAGCUUGUGCUUCUGCUUGUUUCUCCUGCUCUGGCUCAGUGCUGUUCCAGCUUUGUGUGCCCCCUCAUCCAACUCUCUCCCACUUCCUCUCCUCCUUCCCUGGCCGCUGUGUGUGAUGGUGCGUCCCCUCCUCUCGGUACUGGAGACAUGCCUGUGCAGGAAAUGGCGGUGAGUCCUGUAAAGUCCCUGUACUGGGAGCAGUUCCCCCCCAUGUCACAGCGCCGUGUCUACUGCACUCCAGUCUACCACGAGGGCCUCCUCUACGUGAUGGGGGGCUGCAGUGAGACCGGCAUGCCCCUGGACAGUGUGGAGGUCCUGGAUGUGGAGAGCCAGACGUGGAGCCAGCUGCCGCCGCUGCCCACCGCGAGGGCAGGGACCUCAGCUGUGGCGCUGGGGGGCCAGGUGAUGGUGCUCGGUGGAAUGAAUCAGCAGCAGACUCCGCUGGCUUCUGUGGAGAUUUAUCAUCCUGACGAGGGCAAAUGGGAGAAAAAGGCCAGCCUGGGUCAGCCAUGCAUGGGAGUCACUGCUUUGGAAAAAGAUGGAAAGGUGUACGUGUUUGGAGGUAUGGGAGCCGACACGACACCUCAGGCUCUGGUGAGGGUUUACGAUGCAGAGAAGGACCAAUGGCAGCCGUUGACCUCAAUGCCAACACCUCGGUAUGGAGCCACACCCUUCGUAAGAGGAAACAAAAUCUUCUUGAUGGGUGGACGACAGGGAAAGUUGCCGGUGACGGCGCUGGAGGCUUUUGACCUGGAGACGAAGAGCUGGACACGUUACCCCUGCAUCCCGAGCCGGAGGGCCUUCUCCUGCUGUGCCACAAAUGAGCGAAGCCUCUUCAGCCUGGGGGGCCUCCAGCAACCAGGACCACAUAACUUCUACUCCAGACCUCACUUUGUCAGCACCAUGGAGGAGUAUGAUCUAGAUCAAGGUAUUUGGAUCAAACCCACCCGGACGUCCAGGAUGAGGGAGAAGAGGGCCGACUUUGUGGCAGGCUGCCUGGGAGGAAGAGUAAUCGCAGCUGGAGGUCUAGGUAAUGAACCGGCGCCGCUGGGCACAGUGGAGAGCUACAACCCGGUGAAGCGGCGCUGGGAGUAUGUGGCACCCAUGCCCACUGCACGCUGCUCCUCUGCCCUUUUGCAGACUAACAGCAUGCUCUUUGUGAUCGGCGGGGUCGCCCAGGGACCCAGUAACGCUGUGGAAGCCCUGUGUUUACCAGAAACAGUGUGACACAUGCACACACACGAUUACACACAGGAAUAAAUGCAAAACAGCAGUGAUAUUUUUAUCCACGUAUGUGCAGAAACAGGAAAGAAUCACAUGAAUUGGAUUCCACAGCUGGCACUUAAAUACUUUUCUACCUUUUCUGUCCAACUGAAGGACUCCUCUCUUGCACUGGGAUGUAAGAAACAAUUUUUUUCACAUUCAACAAGCAUUUUACAGACCAGAGGCCGCAGAGACAGUUUGUGACAGAGACGGAUUCAGGAUGAAGGACUUACAAGCCGACUGCUGCAACUGGCAAGGACGAAAAACUGACAAGCUUUUCUACACUGGGGAAAACAUAGGAAGUCAAAAUAAUGAGCAAAAAAAAACAGACGCACGUACACACACAGUGUCUGAAGAAACAACACGCCUUUGAACUGUUGAGCAUUUUUCAGUAUAAAAGCAGGGUACUUUUCUGGAUAAUAAAGGAACAUAGGGCCAUAUCUGAAUCUCAAACGCAGCCUGCUGCGACAGAAAGCCUGGACAUUUUUCUAUGACUUUACAAACAACUCUUAGUUGGGAUUAAGUCAGUGACGUUUUGGGAAUGUGUAUGUCUGAUUUCUUUUCGUUGCAGUGUUGUAUACGUGAGGUUUAGCACUGCUAUCAACAGCUAUAGUGUCAACAACAGCGACACAUUCAUACAUUAACACUGCAAGCAACUGAAGCGACUUCUUGGCAUUUCCUUUAUUUGUAGAUGGAGAAUAGUUGACUGUGGUUGAACUUGUCUUCAACUUCACAUGCUGUACAUUUAUCCACCUGUGCGACAACUUCAGCAGCACAACAGUUAAUCCCUAAACAGUGCUUUACCCCGCAGCACAGCGAUGCAGUCACUCGUGCAGUGAAUGCAGACUAACUCAUACCUGCUGAACUGAAGCAUCCAGACAGACAAAUGAUAAUCUAAACAUCACAUUCCUGACACGUCAUAUUCCUCUUGAGUUUUAUGAUUGACGGCUGUUUUUUUUUUUUUUUUUUACCUCAGCUCAGUGCUAGUCUGAUGAUGAUAGGAGGAGCAUCUGGAGAUUAUGAUACAUCAGUAACAAUUUGAAGCAAUUGUGUUUCUCUGUUCAAUUUGCC